Python bivittatus (Burmese python) is the source of this 2609-nucleotide messenger RNA. RefSeq names its product homocysteine inducible ER protein with ubiquitin like domain 1 (gene HERPUD1). NCBI's taxonomy places the organism in Eukaryota, Metazoa, Chordata, Lepidosauria, Squamata, Pythonidae. The record is from RefSeq and is a predicted model, not a curated record. Gene Ontology annotation, molecular function: transmembrane transporter binding. Gene Ontology annotation, biological process: endoplasmic reticulum unfolded protein response; endoplasmic reticulum calcium ion homeostasis; ubiquitin-dependent protein catabolic process. Gene Ontology annotation, cellular component: endoplasmic reticulum membrane.
CCGAAAAGGGCGGGCAGGGAGCGGGUGGAUUUCGAGGCAGCGGAGGAUGGACGGCGGGCGAACCGAGGAGGUGGCGGAGGAGGUGGGCCUUGUUGUCAAGAGCCCCGCGCAGCGGCACACGGACCUGCUCCUGACGGCCCGGCGCUCCUGGAGUGUCCGGCGCCUCAAGGCGGAGCUCCGACGCCUUCACCCGGACGCACCGCCUGAAGACGCUCAGAGGUUGAUCUAUUCUGGAAAGUUGUUGCAUGAUCAUCUUUGUCUACAAGAGGUCCUCACCAAACAGGAGACGGUUCAUGCUCUCCAUUUGGUGUGCAACUCUAAGAAUUUGCCAAAGAUGCAAGAAACUGACAUGAAGAUGGGUGAAACCAGGCAGCAUUCCACAUCGCUGGACCAGGAUCCAUCGGUCCUUCCUCCAAGUGCUGCUUGUAGCCAAAGGCAGGCUGCCCUCAGCCAGUCUGUCACAGCAGGGGAAGCCAGCACGAGAUCUCAGGUGGCUGAACACGCCUUUCAAGGAGCGAGCUAUUCAUCCUACACAGCGUAUCACAUGCUGCAGAUCUGGUUCCAUCAGCUUUAUGCAAGACAAUACUACAUGCAAUAUAUGGCUGCCAAUGCUACUUCAGGUGACUUGUCCUCCACACGAAGUUCCCAGGAGAUCUCCGUGGCUCCGGUGACCCCCCCAGCUCCUCUUCCCGGUCCAUUUCCUGCUGAAAACCCGCCCGUCGAUCAAAAUGCUCCCCCUCAGGCAAACCCAGGAGUUAACCCAAACCUGCGCAUGAACGCUCAGGGAGGCCCCCUGAUGGAGGAGGAUGAAGAAGCCAACCGCGACUGGUUGGACUGGCUGUACUCUGCCACCCUCUUCUAUGUGUUCGUCAACAUUGUGUACUUUUACUCCAGCGUGAGCAGGCUUGUCUUGGUGAUGGCAGGCACUCUCCUCAUGUACCUACACCAGGUUGGCUGGUUCCCUUUCAGGCGGAGGCCGAUCCAGCCACCACAGAAUAAUACUCCUCUCCAAGCUGCCGUUAACCAAGAUCAGAAUAACAAUUUACAACAGGAGGAAAACCCAGGAGAACAAAAUGAAACUGAGGCACCGGAUGCCGCACGCGAGAACCAGCCAGCCACAACAUUUUCAUUUGUGAGCACAGCUUGGCUUUUCUUUAAGACUUUCUUUGCCUCACUUCUGCCAGAGGGGCCUCCAGCUGUGGCUAACUAACUGGGCGCAUCGCUUCUGCUUUCCUGUCUGCUGAGAUUGGUCUGGACACUAACUUGAAUGCCAAAAUGACCAAAGAUCGUUGGAUAAAAGGGAGCAAAUCUGCACUUAGAAGCUAAAGACAGGUGUGGCUGAAGGUACGAUGAGAUGCUGGCCCAGAGCUUCAGAGAAUUGAAUGAUAGACUAUGGAAGCCGUGGGUGGAGAGCAGUGUGAAGUUCUGUCCCUCAGCUGUCUUUGGGGCCAAGUGCUUAGAGCAGCCAGGAUGACCCGAUUCCAGUUGGAGUGCACCUCAUGCUCAAGGACACUGAGCGUGCUCCCUUGUGCAACCAGCAUAUUAGAAAAACUGUGCAGGGAAAGUCAAUGCCAAAAAUGAAGAAAAGCUGUGCUCAUUUCCAGACACAUUUAAAGGAUAAGGUGUAAAUAGCUUUCCACAGAAGGUAACAGUCGAGCCUAUUAUACUAAACAGUAUAGCAGAAAGUAUUUUCCUAGGCUUAAAGCAUGAGUGGGUUUCCUAUUUUGCCAAUUUAGCAAGUAAACACGUGGUCUGGACGUGUGUCUCCUGGUAGAUAACUGCAAAUAUGACUUCUUUCAAGCAGCUUUCUCUGAUGCAGCAAUCUAGUAAAUAUAUUUAUAACCAGGUACUUUUGUCACUACAUUUCAAAUUCAAGAAUCUCCUGUGAAUGGGAGUUGUGCAAAACAAGACUUGUGAACAUUUUCUCCCUUCCGUUCAUGUUAAGUCUUAGUUCAAUAUCAUAUUUAGGCCGAUUCCCUGCGUGUUAGUCAUUUGUAUUGUGAAUGAAUAACGCUUUCUGAAAUAUAAAUUAAAAAGCAUUGGCCCGGAUCUAGAGUUGUGUGGAGCAUAACUCCAUGAACUGGAGGCUCUGACACACGGAAGAGGAGGGGUAUUUUGAAGGGGGCGUCACAGUUCUUCCUCUUCUGCCCCUGAAUGUUCUUCAGAGUGGGGACAGUCUGAAUCUCCAAUGGUGGGUCAGGUUGAGUAGGAGGAAUCACCUAAUUACUACAGUUCAUUUUGCAAAUAGGAAUCUGAACCCAGGCUGGGGUAUUUCUAGCACUUUUUGUUCAAAGACGAGUGUGUGGGCCUCUCAGCCAUCUGGUAAAAGCUGCAGUGACAUCAGAAUGGUAUCAUGCGUUGCUGUUGCACAAUUGAUGUGAUUAUGUAAUCUGUAUCACUUGUGACUGAUGCAAAUUACUUAAAUAUUGUUGUGAUGACCUCACUUGAUCUGCAGAUACCCAGGGUGCCUAUAUAGGGGAAAAAAUAUUAUUCUUUAACAUCAUCUGCAUUUAACUUGGACAUUUUAGUACAGGUUACGGAAAGAAGUUUCAUUCUUUUGGGUUCUGAUUAAUUGGUCUGGUGACAAUGCUCAGAUAAUUUUUUUUUUU